CAGCCAUGCAGGAAGUCAGAUGAGAUAUUUGAGACGUGAGGAUACCUUCAGACCACACUGACGUCACUUGAUGCUCUGCUAGUUCUUGGGUUCUCGAUCUUUCAGAGCGACUCUCCCAGAUAUGGCACAAUGUGACCACGUGACCAGCAUUGUUUCUAUUUUUAACUUCUUCCUUUGUGUUCUUCUGUUUUCUCUUGGGGCAGCUCAAAAAACCAAAGAUGUAGAGCCCGGCUACAAACGGGUCUGCUACUACACCAACUGGAGCCAGUACCGGCGUGACCAGGGGAAGUUCAUGCCGGCGGACAUUGACCCCUUCCUCUGUACUCACCUCAUCUUUUCCUUCGCCAAAAUCGAGAAGGGCGUUCUAGCUCCAUACGAGUGGAAUGACCUUCAGUACCCAUUUUUGUACAAGCAGUUCAACGCCCUCAAGUUGAAAAACCCCGCCCUGAAGACCUUACUGGCUGUGGGUGGGUGGACACACGGGUCCCAGCCCUUCACAGAGAUGGUCGCAAACAAAGCAACACGGAAAAAGUUUAUAGAGCAUGCCAUUGACUACAUCCGGUCACAUGAGUUUGAUGGCCUUGACCUCGACUGGGAAUAUCCGGCCAACAGAGGAAGUCCAGCAGAAGACAAGGACAGGUUUGUCCUUUUGGCCCAGGAGUUGAGGGAAGCGUUCGAGCAGGAGGCGAAAAAAUCUGGCAAGAGCCGUCUUUUGUUGACGGCGGCAGUGCCGGGUGGUGAAAGGUUGGCCAAAUCUGGUUAUAACGUCAAGCAGCUAAACAAAUACCUAGACAUCUUCAACCUGAUGAGCUACGACCUCCACGGCUCAUGGAGUCCCCUGAUAGGUCACCACGCCCCGCUCUUUGGGGGAGAGAAGUGGUUCGAGAAAAAGUCCGACUCGCUUAACGUGGAAAGUUCAGUGAACUUGUGGCUGGACAUGGGCGUGGACCCCCACAAGCUGGUGAUGGGGCUGGCGCUGUACGGCAAGACCUUCAAGCUGUGCAGCAAGGGACAUCAGCCCGGCGACAAGGGCUGUGGGGGAGCUAACCCUGACACUCUGAACUACUACGAGAUCGCCCAGAGGCUGAAGGCGGGAAAGUUGCAGAAGAUUUGGCUGGAGAACGAGGUGGCGCCCUACGCUUACAGCAUCGCCGACAAGAUCUGGGUGGGCUUUGAUGACGAGGAGAGUCUCAGGGCAAAGGUGAACUUCGCCAAGAAAAAAAAUCUGGGAGGAAUCAUGGUCUGGUCAAUCGACGGUGACGACUUUUCGGGAAAGUUCGGCGACGGCAACAAGUACCCGCUGAUGAACGCAAUCAAAGACGCGGUGGAAGGGAAACAACCGGAAAAUGACAGAAAGGCGGACAAGAAACCAGUCAAGACAGAGCCCGUCAGCGCCACCACCGGAACCCCCACCGACCAGCCCCAACCCACCAAACCCAAACCCGCACCCUACUCGGACCUGGAGAAGGAGCUCUUCAAGAAACCCGAGGCCGUACCCCUGAGGGCAAAUCUGUUCACAAACAGGAGAGUGACCCCCCCUUCUGGUGACCCCGUGACCUCAACUGCCAACACUCAGAACAAGGUGUCAUCAAAUCCUGAGCCUAAUUCAGCAGUUCACACCACGGGCAAGUCGUCUGCUAGCCCUGACCGGAAGUCGUCUCCUAUUCCAGACCGGAAGUCGACUGACCCCGAAGGAAAAAAUACUUCCGUAUACACCGCCGCCGCUGAAUUGCGAGAGAAACUCCAACAAAGCAAGCAGUUCAAACCUCGGCCCGUCGCAGGAAGUAGUACGGUUAUGGCGUCAUCGACAAAACCAGGGCCGACAGCAACGGCAUCUCUGGUCAAACAAAACUCGCGGGUUCGAGGCCAACACAAGCGACUCCCGCAACAAAAUAAAGAAUCCGUUAGUGUCUACAAACCCCAGCAAGAUUCGUUCCUACACAAACCCCAGCAGGGUUCGUUCCAACACAAACCCCUGCAGGGUUCGUUCCUUCACAAACCCCAACAGGGUUCGUUCCUACACAAACCCCAGCAGGAUUCGUUCCUACACAAACCUCCCAUGACCAAAUACUCAACGACCAACUUCUCCAAGAGCUCCGUGUUGAAAUCGGCGCACAGAAAACCGGAAGUGGCCACGCCCCCUCAGCGUAGCACCCCCAAGGUGAGUGGUGUUCGCUGGUAUACAGACAAAAAUCUGGCCACUGUAGAAAGUGUGAGAAAAAACACGGACAAGAAUCUGGCCACUGAAGAAAGUGUGAGAAAAAACACGGACAAGAAUCUGGCCACUGAAGAAAGUGUAAGAAAAAACACGGACAAAAAUCUGGCCACUGUAGAAAGUGUAAGAAAAAACACGGACAAGAAUCUGGCCACUGAAGAAAGUGUAAGAAAAAACACGGACAAGAAUCUGGCCACUGUAGAAAGUGUAAGAAAAAACACGGACAAGAAUCUGGCCACUGAAGAAAGUGUAAGAAAAAACACGGACAAGAAUCUGGCCACUGUAGAAAGUGUAAGAAAAAACACGGACAAGAAUCUGGCCACUGUAGAAAGUGUAAGAAAAAACACGGACAAGAAUCUGGCCACUGUAGAAAGUGUAAGAAAAAACACGGACAAAAAUCUGGCCACUGUAGAAAGUGUAAGAAAAAACACGGACAAAAAUCUGGCCACUGUAGAAAGUGUGAGAACAAAUACUAACAAAAAUCUAGCCGCUGAAGAAAGUGUGAGCAAAACUCGAACAGCACCGACGUCACCCAGGCAUAAAAGUUUCACCAAGACCAAGAAGCGACCGGAAACUACGUCACAAGACGAGACCUCGCCAGUCGCUGUCGAGACAAGACGAGACUCAAGUGCGCAGAAACAAUCCACGUUUGGUCAUUUCGUGACCUUAUACCCAGAGGAACAAAAAGGUCGAUCGACGGAUGUCUUAUCCGACGGUCCAUCUUGGGCGACCAAACUGAUGACGGAAAAGGCUGUGACGUCAGACCAAACAACUAACAAAGAAACCGUUACACCCAAACAAUCAACCGUAACUACGCAGGCAGAAAAAUCGAAUCCAAACAAGCAUAAGAAUAUUCAAAAUGGCGACACUUCCGCUCGGACCUAUGACUCGGCAAACAAAGAAACAGCUGGUCAAAAUUCAGAAAGUAAAGUUGUAAUCAAAUCCACGCAAUCGGCGUCAAAUCGAGGCAAAGCUCCCAGAAGGCAUCAGAACCUCCCCACACCGUACAAGUCCCUGUCCCCAUUUGCUGCUAACAAAGCACAGUAUGGCCUGUACGAGAACGUUCCCAAAAUCUCCAAAUAUUCCUUGACCGAUGAGCAGUUGUCAGGAAUGGUGGGAGAGUUCCAGAAGAGGCCGAAACAUUACAAGUACGUCACGCAGAAGACAGAGCAGGAGGUGGGAGAAAAAUCUGACCACAAGUCGGGCGGGAAAUGGUGGGACAACUCCAAGACUACGGACGGUGCUACAACAGGAUUACCGCCCUUGACAACAAAAGAGGCAGCGAGUAGCACGCAGAUACUGGAUGAGGUGAGGACACAGAGAGUGGACAGUACACAAAGAGUGGACAGUCCACAGAGAGUGGACAGUCCACAGAGAGUGGACAGUACACAGAGAGUGGACAGUCCACAGAGAGGGGAGAGUCCACAAACUACCCAGACGGGCGAGGGUAACUCGGACACCACUGAGGGGUACUCGCCGAGCCAGACCGAGACAAAAAAAUAUUCUAACAAACUGGACACCACGGCGAUUGCUGCCGACAACAAAAGGGGCGGUUCCACGGUGUUGCACAAGACCACGCCCAUCUCAAGCCCCACCCUCGACACGAGCCCACCAAAGACAACCUGGGGAAAAUUUGACCGGAAAAGUCAAGAGAAGACUAAAGCCCAGUGGUGGACCCUGUCCACCUCGUCUGCUGGUCACGUCACGUCCAAGUCCACGUCAUCUGCCAGUGACGUCACGUCCAAGUCCACGUCAUCUACCAGUGAUGUCACGCCUAAGUCCACGUCAUCUGCUAAAGAGGUCACGUCUACCCGUGACGUCAUAUCCAAGUCCACCUCGCCUGCCAGUGACGUCACGUCUACGUCCAAGUUAUCUGUCCAUGACGUCACGUCCAUUUCCACUUCGUCUGCCAGUGAUCUCACGGCUAAAUCCACGUCAUCUGCCAGUGACGUCACCUCUACGUCGAGACAAUCGUCAACACGGCAAAAGCUGGUGCAAGACAGGAGAGGAAAAUUUGAAGCGAAAUCUCCAAACACUUUUAAAGUCCAGAAAACACAACGAGAAUAUCCCAAAAAUAAUUCUUUUUCAAGCAUAGUCAUUUCCGGUAUCCCCGGCGCUCCUGGUGUGGUGGGGAAGACGACAGAUCAAUAUAAUACCAACAACGCUGAGCCAUCCGAAGCGCAAAAGAUGAAAGAAGAAGAAGAGGCAGAUGAGCAAGAAGGAAAGAACAGUACGACGUCGGUGCUGGCGGCUGAUAACGAAAUCGUCGAGGAUCCGCCGGAAAUUCCCGAAGUCCAGCCGUACCACGCCCAGCUGACCCUCAAGACUCUGAAGCACACGCCGAGCCCCGAGAAGAUCUACCACUACAAGCACGAGAACAAAGCCAGCGAAGUCUCGCACGUGCACCAGCGCGUCAACAAGAUGGCGGAGAACGAGAUCCCGCGCAAGACGGCGGAGGCGACACCUAGCGGGGUGCUGGGGUCUGACGCCCGGGACUGGAGCAAGAUUAGGAAUCUGUUGCGUAACUCGACCGUCGUGUCCGAGAUCAAAUCCAAACUGGACGAGAUACACAAGAGCGUGACCCUUGACCUGGUGUCUGACGUCACGACACCCGUGACGUCACCAGCAGAAACAACGAGGCCGCAGAAGAGCGAGGUCAAGUGGUACCAGCAAGAGAAGGAGGACGUGGACAACGUCAAGAAAAAUGUAGUAGAAGAUUCAGCAGACGACACGCUAAAACAUUCCGUGCAGAGUACCAAGUUUUCAGCCAGUGAUGACUUGCAGGUCACAGCAGGCACUAAUGUGCCAGAAAGUUCCAGUAAAACAAAUCUGGAUCCCGAAACUCAAAGCUCCCUCUGGUGGGAGAUGAAGAAAAAUGGCGGUAAAGUUGGCACCAAAUCUACGCCUGAAAACAAGAGCGUGGCCAAGCCCACUGGGAAUACAAAGGAAACUUCACAAGGGAAAUUAAAGGAAACUUCACAUGAGACGAUGAAGGAUGCUUCACGAGGGAUGGUGAAGGAUGUUUCACGCGGGAUGAUGAAGGAAGCUUCACGCGGGGUGAUGAAGGAAGCUUCACACAAGAACGACCACGUGAAUCAGGUGGCUGCCUCUAACACGCCAAGCGACUUGAAAGCUACAAAUGCCGAGCACAGCGAGACGACGCCGAGUCGGCCAACGAGGGCAGGGUCCACCGUCUGGUGGGACAGCGUCAUGAACAGCAUCGUGACGGAUCCUAGCCCGGAACCUAGAACACGAGCUGAGCCUAAAACUGAGCCUAUCACUGAGCUUAAAACUGAGCUAAAUCUAAAUGACGUCUUGCCAACCAACGAACAGUCCAACUUUGUGAACCCAAAACUUGAGUCUAAAGAAGAAAAAAAGUCUAAAACACUGCCGGGCGAUAUUUAUGGGAUCACGACCGAGAAAGGAACGGAUCAAACAACAUUCAAAAACAAGCGGCCAAUUUACACGAAAAACGUUGAACCUGUUGCUUUUACCAGCGUCCGCAACUCAAAACUCUCAGCACCCCGCAUGACAGGCGUCCCCUCAAGCCUGGGCAGCAAGACGCCCCUGACAAACAUCCAAAGCCUGGGGAGCAAGUCACCUACGUCAGGCAUCUCUCCCAGCCUGGGGAGCAAGUCAUCCGUGACAGGCGUCUCUCCCAGCCUGGGGAGCAAGUCAUCCGUGACAGGCGUCUCUCCCAGCCUGUGGCACAAGACGCCCCUGAAGUACACGGCCAAGCAGACGGAGAGGCCGAGGGACUACAGUGGCUACCUGGUGAGCAACUACAAGCUGGAGGGUGUUCGUAAAAACUCGGCGAGUUUCAGCAGCGUUUACAAAAACUACAAGGACAGCAAAAAGGGCCAUAAACAUCAUAUGGAAAAGCUGAACGACAGCAUUGUAAAGAGUCCAGAAAAGAUUUCUCAUCAGAAUCAAGUUCCACAGGCGUUUCAAGCCAAGAAUAUAUUCAUAGACCUUGCAGGGGGCACCAAAGGGCAGAUGCCCUAUGUUGUAAGCACGGGGACAAGCAAGGACUUGGUCUUUAGCAAGAAAAUUGUUGACGCCAACAUUAAGUAUGGGAAAGUUCUUCCGUCAGGCAACUUCAAAUGUCCGUCAACAUUCGGGAUCUACGCCGACCCCGAAGAUUGCCGAAUGUUUUACCAGUGCGUGUGGUACGUCUCCUUCCAUCACAUGUGUGGGCGGGGCACGGCGUGGAACAAGGAGGACAGGAUCUGCGACUGGCCCAAACGGACAGACUGUCCGCUGCCAACUGACGAAGCAGACGUCUGAACAAGGUAGCCAGCACUGGGUAGCUAGCACUGGGUAGCCUGAUGGAGGUAGCCUACACAGAGCUUGAGUUGGAGAUUUCAAUUCACCAACUGACUGUUGUUUUACUUUUUCAUUCUUUUGUGUUUAUGUUUCAACGACCAACGAGAAGUCGUGAUUUUGUUUCGUGAAAUACUAUUGGCCUUGCUUUAGUAAAGUCAGUUUUUAUUGGUUGUUCCUGUUAAUGCUUGCCAAAUGGCUGGAUGGUGUAAUGAAAUCAACUGAUGGUUUUUAUUUUACGACACUGGCUGGAGUGUUUUAGUUGAUAUAUUUAGUAAAUUUGUGACAAGUCAAAUUUGUGAUAGUAAACCAAAUUUUACAGUUA
This is a messenger RNA of Physella acuta, 6863 nucleotides long. Its product is annotated as mucin-5AC-like. Gene Ontology annotation, biological process: chitin catabolic process; carbohydrate metabolic process. The record is from RefSeq and is a predicted model, not a curated record. Gene Ontology annotation, cellular component: extracellular region. Gene Ontology annotation, molecular function: chitinase activity; chitin binding. NCBI's taxonomy places the organism in Eukaryota, Metazoa, Mollusca, Gastropoda, Physidae.